GGGAGGGAGAGACGCAGGGAGAGAGGCAGGGUUUUUUGUUUAUUGCAAUUCCAACCUUUUUCCUUCACUCCCUUCUGAUUUUAACCCGGAAUACAAACUGGAAUUAAACGGACUUUAGUGGAAAUUCAUCAUUUGUAUUAACAGUUUGGAUUUAUAUAACAAAUGGACUACAGAUCAAGACAACAAUGGUUAACUACCUUUUUAACAUAAAGGUGCACUGGUCGUUAUGCUGUAAGUGUUGGAUCCAAACUGAGUAUAUACACCUUCAUCACCUGAUUAAAACCUGUUCCAUACAUGUUAUGGCCGGCAGUUUAAAACACAAUAUCCCACAAUUUUCCAUGAUAUGACUGGAUCUAGAGGUGACCAUCUCACCUACUAUGAUGGAAACUGGCCUGUCACCUUCCACAGACCCUUUUCACCUUAACACCAACAGCUAUGUCAAUAACAGCAACAACAACUGGAGUGGCCUCCUCGAUGCCGACUCACUGAGGAGCAAUCAAACCCUCCAUGGCCUCCUCCACAACACCCUGCUGGGGGUCUGUUUGGGACUUCUUUCCCUCCUUACAAUCAUGAUGAACUUGCUCGUCCUCUACGCCGUGAAGAGAGAGAAGAGCCUCCACACUGUCGGGAACCUCUACAUUGUCAGUCUGUCUGUGGCAGAUCUGAUCGUGGGGACCACAGUUAUGCCUCUAAACCUGGUGUAUUUGUUGGAGGAUGAAUGGAAGCUGGGACGGGCUGUCUGCCAAUUCUGGCUUAUAACAGACUACGUGGCUAGCACAGCCUCAAUUUUCAGCUUGUUUAUCCUGUGUUUGGAUCGGUACCGCUCUGUCAGACAGCCUCUUAAAUACCUGAAAUAUCGAACGCGAGGAAAAGCCAGUGUGAUGAUUUCUGGAGCCUGGCUGCUGUCGAUGAUGUGGAUUAUUCCAAUUUUAGGAUGGAGAUCUUUCACUCAUGUAGACCGUAAACCUGAGGAGGAGAACAAGUGUGAUACAGAUUUCCGCUUUGUCACAUGGUUCAAGGUAAUUACUGCCGUUUUCAACUUCUAUGUACCCUCAAUAUUGAUGCUGUGGUUUUACACGCACAUCUACUUGGCAGUAAGGCAACAUCUCAGGGACAGAGAGAAAAUCAUUCAUCCGACCGACUCAUUUGGGGAAAAUGAGAAUGGACAAAAUGGGGAAAAUGCCCAAUCGCCCGUGAAAUAUGACUCCAAAUCACCCAAGAGUGAGGGUGUUGUUACAAUGAAACUCUCUAAAAAACAACGCUUGUUGGACCAGAACACUCUAGAUCAGCCAUAUUCCCUUGAGGAUUCCAAUAAAACAAAAACUGCUUCGUCCAGAUCUCACAGAAAAAUUGGGGUAAACUGCCGGAAAGCGUCAUUGCUUGCCAUGACAACAAAACGACUCCGAAUGGCACAAAAGGUCAAAAGGUGCUCGUUGUCUCCUGAGGAGAAGCCGUCAGAUACUGUGAUUCCCCUCAGUGAAACUUCGGUGCCACAGGACAUGAUUUGCUCAGAGGGUAGUAAUGAGAACAAACUUCAAGCGUCUUUAAAUGAAUGUCACGUCACAAUGCCAAAUUCAGUGAGCGGCGUCUGUGAUAUCAGUCAGGUGUCAGACGUGCAGAGAUACACUUCUUUGCUCUACAACCUCGACCACAGUCAUGCUCUGCCCUGGAAUGAAGAAGGGAUCCAAGAUGCCAAAUUGGACGCAGCUAAUGCAGUGACUCUAAGAAAUACAUGGCAAAGGUUCAUUGACCAUUCACGUCAGCGUAUCCAAAGCCUGAGGAUCCACAAAGAGCACAAGGCUGCCAAGCAGUUGGGCUUUAUAAUCGCUGCUUUCUUGUUGUGUUGGAUACCAUACUUUAUAGCUUUCAUGGUCAUGGCGUUCUGCAAAGAGUGUGUGCACCAUGACCUGCACAUGUUCACCAUAUGGCUAGGUUACAUCAACUCCACUCUCAACCCUUUUAUAUACCCGCUCUGCAACGGGAACUUUAAACGAGUCUUCAAAAAUAUUCUCAACAUUCGUUUGUGACAGACAGUGACAGGCAGAGCAAAGA
Messenger RNA from Etheostoma spectabile (orangethroat darter), 2052 nucleotides. It is a transcript of the gene hrh1, whose product is annotated as histamine receptor H1. Gene Ontology annotation, biological process: positive regulation of MAPK cascade; adenylate cyclase-activating adrenergic receptor signaling pathway. The transcript is spliced from 2 exons. The record is from RefSeq and is a predicted model, not a curated record. Gene Ontology annotation, molecular function: G protein-coupled acetylcholine receptor activity. Gene Ontology annotation, cellular component: plasma membrane. Bases 378 to 2027 code for a protein of 549 amino acids. NCBI's taxonomy places the organism in Eukaryota, Metazoa, Chordata, Actinopteri, Perciformes, Percidae.